AUGAGCCUCAUUCAAGACAAACUUGGCAACGAGUUCCUGCGCUCCAACAGCAGCAUGGACUCCAACUACGGCGCCGGGAUGAUCAUGUUCAGCCACCUACCUCCGGUCACCAGCUUCACGCGACUCGCUGCGCAGACUGUGAUGCAAGACUUGCCACCUCCAGAGAUGAUCCUGAAGAAAGAGCGAGACUCUCCAGACUGCAGCAUGGGCCUUCAGAACAACAUGAACUGCUCGGGAGUGGCCGACUACGUCCACUCCAUGGGCAUCAAGCAGGAGAAGAUGUCUGAGCACGAUUACCGGCUGCCUCUGUAUCCUGGAGCCCUGGGGAAGAGUGCAGAGCUGCUGGAGGUGACGGUGGGCAGCAGCCAGAACCUCAUGGUGCACGACCUCAACAUGGGCCACCUGCCGAGUCAGUUAGGAAAAGAGCCCAGUGGGAAGAAAGGCCGGAGGUCAAAUGGUGAUGGACAGGAGGGUAAACCAAGAAAGAAGCGCAGUGAAAAGCAAUCAAUGAUGCUGGAUGCAGAUGGAGGCAGCCUUUCACCAGGAACCAAGCCUCACAUCUGCGAGCACUGCAAUGCAGCCUUCAGGAGCUCCUACCACCUACGCAGACAUGUGCUGAUUCACACAGGUGAAAGGCCGUUCCGGUGCAAUCAGUGCAACAUGAGUUUCAUACAGAAGUACCUGCUCCAGCGUCAUGAAAAAAUACACAGUGGAGAAAAGCCAUUCAGUUGUGACCAGUGCAACAUGCGCUUCAUUCAGAAGUACCACAUGGAACGCCACAAGCGGACGCACAGCGGCGAGAAGCCGUACAGAUGUGAGACCUGUCAACAGUAUUUCUCCAGGACUGACCGCCUGCUGAAGCACAAACGCACCUGUGGAGACGCUGUGAAGAAAGGGUUGGACCCCGGGAUGAUGGACAUGGACUGUGUGGACAUGGGACAUGGCAGCUAUGGGAUCUCUCAGGGAAACGGCAGCAGCACAGGGCGCAAAAGAAGGUCCAAAAAUAACCCUGACGGAGGGGAACGCAGGAAGAAGAAAGGGGAUACUGGGCAGAGGGUCCCUCACUCUCAGAGCGCAGUCUCUGGGGGCUACAGUAUCCACGACUACGCUGUAGAGAACCAGACUGUGUCCUCCACCACAGAGCCUGGGCCCAGCAUGCAGCACCAGGGCCGUGCCCCCAAAAUGGCCUUUAAGAAAGCCCACCGCAACAAGUCUGCGCAGGUGAAGCACGUAGCGAUGGAGCAGGGAGGAGCCAUGGACGGCCUGAUGCAGGAGAACUGCCCCAAAGCCACCAGUAGCCACCACUAUGACGACGCCAUGCAGUUCAUCAAGAAGAAGCGCUAUCUCCACGCAGCAAAUAGUGCUAACUCCACAGCGCCAGUGGUGUCCGCAGCCACCAGCAGUGAGUAUGACGUGGGACACCUGUCCAGUCAGGCCGCCAUGACAACAGUGAUGGACCCUGACCCCCACCUAAUCUUGGACAAGACAGGCAUCCCAGACGAGGUGCUGCAGAGCCUGCUGGAGCACUACAGCCAGAAGGCGGACGGCUCAAACCACGAGGUGUAUGACCUGAGCGACGCACAAGUGGAGCUGGCGGCGGCGGCGGCGGCGGCGGGGCUGGUUCACCUGGACACCUCUAGUCCCUCUGUGGAGAAGAACAACAUGAUGAACGAGUACUCGCGCUUCCUGCUGCAGGCUCUGGAGCGCACCAGCAACAACGGCAGUUUCCCUGUGGGCCCCUCCCCUCCCUCCUCCGGCCCCUACACCAGUUCACACCCAGGGACGCCGCUUUACUCUGACAAGAGCAUCUACGCCAGCUCGCCGCUGGACUGUGGCUAUGGUCAGUCUGUGGCCUCUCCGUCAAUGGCCUCCGCGGUGCCAAAGUCUCACUUCACUUUGCUCACAGGCUCGUCUCCUCAGCACAGCUUCCACCUGAGCGGCCUGGAGCCCUCUCACCAGCAGCUCACUCCGUCACAGGAGCUGACGGAGCAGUUGGACAAAGCCCACUCGUCCACUCCCCCCUCGUCGUACAUGGGCCCCUCAGACCUGAGCGUGAACAAGGAGCAGGUGAAGAACGGCUCUGCGGUUUAUCCCCUGGUUCCCUCGCAGGAGCUCACGCCUCUGGACUCUGCCAAACCUUUGUACCAGAUCGAGAACUUUGCUCAGGCCUUCGGCUCCCAGUUCAAGCCCGAGAGCCUGAGCUAUGGCGCGGAUUCGGGCGAGGUGGAUCACCGAACGUCUGAAUUCUCAGGCGCGCAGCGUGGAGCUCCGUCUGCGGCUAAACCAGCUCCGUUACCCGGGCUGCUCCUCCUGAAGAGCCGCUGUCCACCUCCAGUCAUGGGCUCCUCACUUCUGCCUGACCUCCUCCUGCUCCUCCUGCUCCUCCUGCUCCUGGGAACUACGGCUGGCGGAAUAUCCACAGCCCAGAAUGCAGUCACAACCAAUGGGAGCUCUUCCAGUGACCCUACUAUCACCACGUUUGUGUCUUUACCCGCGUCCAGUGCUCCUUUGAGGGGAGACACCACCAUUCUCUCUACCAGCAAGAGGCCAGUGCCAACGGGGCCAACAUCUGCCCAUCCAGAGGCAACUUCUAACAGCAAUAACACUAGCCCUAUGCACACACCGAGUCCAGGGACAAGGCCUACCACCUCCGACAGCGACAAUUCCACCACGCUUGUCACGCCAGGUCAAGCUCACAGCACCACACAGCUGAAAACCACCUCCAAUGACAAAACAGGCUUCACCACAAACGGACGAUCGACUUUGACAGAGCAUACGUUGACUAGUAGCGCUUCCGUUUCGCCCAGUGCGAGCCGCGGCAGCACAACGGCAAAAGUGGAUCCAACCACGGCAAACAAUGCUAGCCAGGACACUCAGCUAACGAUGGUUACAAAGCCAGACAAUUCUACGACUGCUGAGACUACGGAAGCAAGAAAUUUCACGAAGUACUUUCAUCGCAAGCCACUCCACAACUCUUUCGACAAACAUCACUACGACCUCAAACUUUGGCAAUCACUCCACUUUGAUCACAAGUCCUUCGAGUACACAAACCUCUUCAAAUACUACUACAGCCUCCAACGGUACUCACAGUACUGUUGCACCAAGUACUCCCAUGGGAAAUCACUCCACAACUCCUCUCACGACAAUCGGAUCGCAAAGCACAAGCCACGUCAACGGCACGGGACACACCACGUUGCAUUUCUCUACCCCAAAGACGAACCUAACAACCUCUUCACAUCCCUGGGCAAUAGCACCGGAAACCCCACCGGAAAUACCAGCAGCCCUAGUCCCUCAGCAACGACCUCAGGAGUGACGAUCGUUUCAACAGUUAUUACCGUUUCCUCGGCAACCUCUGUGACUAAUGAUACAGCCACUCAGGCACCCACAGGGGGCAGCACUGGCACUACUAUUACUACCACUACUUCUGCAGCCAUAGUUUGUCCAGAGAAGCCGUGUCCAGCGGGAAGUGUUUGUCUGAACGGAGCUUGUGCCUGUGUCGCUGGAAGUUACUUUAACAACGGUCAAUGUGUAAAAGCCCAAGUGUUUCCAGGCCAGCUGCGUGUCACCUCUCUGACCUUUUCCACCGAAAUGAGCAACAGGUCGUCACCCAUUUUCCAAAAGACUGCAAAGGAUAUAUCGACACAACUUUUCCAAAUCCUCAAAGACCAGAAGGGUUACGUCAGGUCCGACAUAAUAAUGCUAACACAAGGAAGUGUUGUAGCAACUGUGGACAAUAUCUAUGAAGACACAAAGGUCUCCGAGAGCGACGUCAACAACGCCAUCGAUGAGGCCAUAAUGUCAGCCUCUUCUGGGAUUCUGUCUGGAGCGUCUUACAAAGCGGCAGACUUGUGUCAGCCCGGAGCCCUCUCUCCCUGUGAUGUCGUCACCACGUCCUGCACCUCGGUGGACGGUCAGCCCACCUGCUCCUGUCUGUCCGGCUACGUUCCAUUCAACCAGCUCUACUCCAACACCAGCUGCAAAGCUUGUCCCAGUGGUCAGAAGGCAGUCGGAAAUACAUGUCACCCAUGUUCAUUUGGCUACGCUGGCUUCAACUGUAAUGAUCCGGCGCUCCUGGCAGUGGUGGUGGUCUCCUUUGUGUUGGGGGGCAUUCUGCUCAUACUGGUCCUGGCUCUCAUUGGCUACUGCUGCUGUAAAAGCAGUUCUUCAAAGAGCUCGUCUGAAUUCAACAGUCCGUAUUCGGUGAACUCGGAGCAGCCCUGGCCCAGUGAAGUCCCCCACAUCCCGCGAGCCUCCACCAACUGGGACUCCGGACCCUCCAUGGAGCUGACGGAGGGGGCCAGCACACGCGCCCUGGUGGACAAGAAGAACCACAACGGCCUGCGAUUCCCCAAAAGAUGGAGAAAGACCGGCUCCUAUGAUCUUCAACCGGACGACUUGAAGACUUUUAAAGGCAAAAAUACAUCGCGUUACUCUUACCUGGUCCAAGGACAUGAGAAUCCGUAUUUUCUCCCGGGAGAUGAGGUCCCACCCCUGUCUCACCCAGAGCCCGUGGGACCUGGCGUUCAAACGAGGAGCUUCUCUCUUUUCCCCUCUCGCGCUCUCGUUCAACCUCUUUCUCAUGCUAAUCACGGGACGGUCCCAUCUGCCGCGGGACGCCUCUUCUCUGCCUUUGUGUUCAGAGCUGCAACAGAAACAACGCUAAAGAUCCGAGGCUCCAAACAAAAGCAGAGGGGAGGGGCCAGCGCGGGGGGAGAGGAUGGUGAUGAAGAGGCGUCUCCACAGCCGCGCGGAGAGGAGCCAGCGCCAGGCACCUGCGUCAACACACGGGAGCAGGACGCAGGACGCACCGGAGUGACAAGGUUUGUCCUCUGA
Molecule: messenger RNA, 4833 nt
Organism: Knipowitschia caucasica
Lineage: Eukaryota; Metazoa; Chordata; Actinopteri; Gobiiformes; Gobiidae
Source: the annotation of a GenBank genome assembly